ACUAAGGAAUGUUUUGCAAAGAACUAAACUGGUUAAGAAGCGCGUUGUCAUUACUGCUAGAAGGAAAUGGCACCAUCUACCACUAAUAAAUCUGCCGAAACAACGGAUAAAAACAAAAAAGAAGAUGCUAAGGACAAGGAAGUUGAAAAUAAAGAGGUAGAGCUAUCAGAAGAGGACAAGUUACUCAAAGAAGAGCUUGAACUUUUGGUUGAAACGCUUAAGGAGAAUGAUAAAGAUAAAUAUGAACCCGUAUUAACCAAACUAACGGAUCAUAUAAGAUCUUCAACAACAUCAAUGACUUCUGUUCCUAAGCCGUUAAAAUUUCUUCAAGAACAUUACGAUACUUUAAAAGAAAUCUUUACCAAAUGGUCAGAUUCAAAAAUGAAGAAAGCUUUGUCAGAUAUUUUGUCCGUAAUUGGUAUGACUGUGGAUGAUGGUCUCGACUGUCUGAAUUUUAAAUUGACAGGUAAUACUAAUGAGAUAGGCACAUGGGGACACGAAUAUGUUCGUCACCUAACUCGAAAUAUAACACAACAACUACAAAAGAGUGAUGAGAAUGAACGCUAUAGCCCAGAAACUUUAAUGAAAAUGGUAGAGAAUAUCGUUCCAUAUUUAAUGAGCCACAAUGCUGAGGCUGAAGCCUGCGACUGUUUGAUGGAUAUCAGUCAUUUGGAAUUAAUAGAAAAAUAUGUUAAUGACGGAUCUUAUUCAAGAGUUUGUCUCUAUCUUACAAGAUGUUAUGACUUCGUCCCUGAACCGGAAGACAGAACAAUAAUGACCUGUGCUUUGAAUAUUUACAAGAGGUACGACCAAUAUGUUGAUGCUAUGAUGUGCGCACUUAGAAUGAAUGAAAGAGCUCUUAUUGAAGAAGUUUUUAAUAACUGCUUAGAUCCUCUUGUUAAGAAGCAACUAGCAUAUCUCUUAGGAAGACAGCAUAUAAUGCUUGAAUUGUCUGAUGAGACUGCGGAUAGUGAUGAGCUGAUGGAAAUAAUGUCGAACUCUCAACAAAACACUCACUUCUUGGCACUUGCUAGAGAAUUGGAUAUUAUGGAGGCAAAAAUACCAGAAGAUGUAUAUAAAUCACAUUUAGAGCCAAACAGACCUAGUAUGAAUGCAAAUGUUGAUUCAGCCAGGGUAAAUCUUGCAGCAUCCUUUGUUAAUGGGCUCUUGAACGCUGGGUUCGGCCAAGACAAACUAUUGCUGGUGGAAGACGGAAGUAAGUGGAUGUACAAACACAAAGAUCAAGGCAUGAUGUCCUCGGCUGCUACACUUGGUUUACUUCUUUUAUGGGAUGUUGAUAGUGGAUUAACUCAAAUUGAUAAGUAUUUAUAUUCAGCUGAUGAUAAUAUCAAAGCAGGUGCGCUUAUGGCAUGUGGAAUAGUAAAUUGUGGUGUUCGAAAUGAAUGCGAUCCAGCGUUUGCCUUACUUUCCGACUACGUCCUUCAUAAUAGUAAUGUAAUGAGAAUUGGGUCGAUUGUUGGUUUAGGAUUGGCGUAUGCUGGUUCUAAUAAUAAAGACGUCAUAGAUUUAAUUCUUCCAGUUUUAGAGGAUAGCAAGUCUAGUAUGGAAGUUUUAGGUUUAACAGCUUUAUCGUGUGGUUUAGUAGCUGUUGGAACAGCAAAUCCUAAAGUUACUGAAGCAAUUUUAGAAAUUUUACUUGCAAAGAAUGAUAAACCAGAAAUGAAAGAGCCAAUGGCUAAAAUGCUCGCACUAGGUUUAGGUUUGACUUAUUUGGGUCGUCAGGAAGAGGUAGAGACUUCUCUGGCUGCUCUGGAUGUCCUAAGUGAUCCUUUUAAAUCUACAGCUAAGACUAUUUUGGAAAUGUGUGGAUACGCUGGAACUGGAAAUGUUUUAAAAGUUCAAAACUUUUUACAUAUUUGCUCUGAGCAUUACGAACCUCAAAAAGACGAAGAUAAUAAUGAUAAAAAAGAUUCAAAAAAAAAGGACGCUGACAAAGAUAAAAAGGACGAAGACAGAAAAAGUUCAAAUCUUUCAGUACAGCAAUCAAUAGCCGUUCUUGGAAUUGCACUUAUAUCAAUGGGUGAAGAUAUAGGGGGAGAAAUGAGUCUGAGAACUUUUGGACACCUUCUUCGUUAUGGGGAAGCGCAGAUUAGGAGAGCAGUUCCUCUGGCGUUUGCAUUACUAGCACCAUCCAACCCAAAAUUGCAAAUUAUUGACACCCUAAGUAAAUUUUCUCACGACUCUGAUGCUGAGGUUGCUCACAACGCUAUUUUGGCCAUGGGUGUUGUUGGAGCUGGUACAAAUAAUGCAAGACUUGCAGCUAUGCUUCGACAAUUGGCUAUCUAUCACUCCAAAGAUGCUCAGAAUUUAUUCUGCGUUAGAAUAGCGCAAGGAUUGGUUCAUAUGGGUAAAGGAACUAUGACGAUUAAUCCGUUUCAUACAGACAGACAAUUAAUGUCACCGGUAGCUGUUGCCGGAUUAUUAACUUUUCUAGUAUCCUGCUUAGAUGUGAAGCAGACAAUUUUGGGAAAAUGUCAUUAUGUUUUAUUUUAUUUGGUCACUGCUAUUCAUCCACGCAUGCUUGUGACAUUUGACGAGAAUCUUCAACCAAUAUCUGUCAGCGUUAGAGUAGGACAGGCCGUCGACGUUGUCGGACAAGCUGGAAAGCCCAAAACAAUAACAGGUUUCCAAACACACACGACACCAGUCUUGUUAGCCUUUGGUGAAAGAGCUGAAUUAGCAACCGACGAAUACCUGGCCACUUCUCCGAUUCUUGAGGGUUUCGUCAUACUUAAAAAGAACCCAGAUUCGGAGAUGGCUCAGGAGAAGUAA
Messenger RNA from Dimorphilus gyrociliatus, 2793 nucleotides. NCBI's taxonomy places the organism in Eukaryota, Metazoa, Annelida, Polychaeta, Dinophilidae. The record is from the annotation of a GenBank genome assembly.